Elephantulus edwardii (Cape elephant shrew) is the source of this 1179-nucleotide messenger RNA. It is a transcript of the gene CTSS, whose product is annotated as cathepsin S. NCBI's taxonomy places the organism in Eukaryota, Metazoa, Chordata, Mammalia, Macroscelidea, Macroscelididae. Bases 51 to 1049 code for a protein of 332 amino acids. Gene Ontology annotation, cellular component: lysosome. Gene Ontology annotation, molecular function: cysteine-type endopeptidase activity. The record is from RefSeq and is a predicted model, not a curated record. The transcript has 8 exons. Gene Ontology annotation, biological process: immune response.
AGCCCACCAGCUGAAGGACUCUUAUCAGGGGAGCAGCUGCUGUUUCAAGCAUGAUGAAAUGGUUGGUUCUGGUGCUCCUGGCAUGCUCCUCUGCGAUAGCACAGGUACAUAAGGAUCCUGUCCUGGACAACCACUGGGACCUCUGGAAGAAAACCUACGGCAAACAGUACAAGGACAAGAAUGAAGAAAUAGCACGACGUUUCAUCUGGGAGAAGAAUCUAAAGUUUGUCAUGCUUCACAAUCUAGAGCAUUCCAUGGGAAUGCAUUCAUAUGAUGUAGGCAUGAACCACCUGGGAGACAUGACCAGCGAAGAAGUGGUGUCUCUGAUGAGUUCCCUUACAAUUCCCAGCCAGUGGCAGAGAAAUGUCACUUACAAAUUAAAUCCUAAUCAGAAAUUGCCUGAUUCUGUGGAUUGGAGAGAGAAGGGGUGUGUUACUGAAGUAAAAUACCAGGGUUCCUGUGGUUCUUGCUGGGCUUUCAGUGCUGUGGGGGCCCUGGAAGCACAGCUGAAGCUUAAAACAGGAAAGCUGCUCUCUCUUAGUGCACAGAACCUGGUGGAUUGUUCAAGUGAAAAAUACGGGAAUAAAGGCUGCAAUGGUGGCUUCAUGACAGAGGCGUUCCAGUACAUCAUUGACAACAAUGGCAUUGAUUCAGAUGCUUCCUAUCCCUACAAAGCCAUAGAUGGAAAAUGCCAGUAUGAUCCAAAAAAUCGAGCUGCCACAUGUUCAAAGUACACUGAGCUUCCCUAUGGCAGUGAGGAUGCCAUGAAAGAAGCUGUGGCCAACAAAGGACCUGUAUCUGUUGGUAUAGAUGCAAGUCGUCCUUCUUUCUUCCUCUACAAAAGUGGUGUCUACUAUGACUCAUCAUGUUCUCAGAAAGUGAAUCAUGGUGUUCUGGUAGUUGGCUAUGGUAAUCUUAAUGGAAAAGACUACUGGCUUGUAAAAAACAGCUGGGGCCUCCACUUUGGUGACCAAGGAUACAUUCGAAUGGCAAGAAAUAGUGGAAAUCACUGUGGCAUUGCAAGUUACCCUUCUUACCCAGAAAUCUAGAGGGUCUCUUCAUAAAUUUUAUCAAAGUCAAGAAGCAUUUUCUUCUAACUUAUUUGCCUGUUGUCACCAGUAGAAAUAUAUGUGUCAUUAUUAGUGUUUUGUACUAUACUAAUUAGAAAAGAUAGUUUGA